Molecule: messenger RNA, 922 nt
Organism: Pocillopora meandrina
Lineage: Eukaryota; Metazoa; Cnidaria; Anthozoa; Scleractinia; Pocilloporidae
Source: the annotation of a GenBank genome assembly
AUGCAACGAUCUCAGAAAAAGAGAUGUGCUCCUUCCUGGCUCAAACAGAAGCCUUAUCUUAAAAUAAGGUUUACGCAAGACGGUGGGACCACGAAAGUCACGGAGUCGUGGAGGAUCAAACUCAGACAAUAUAGUCAGGAGUUAAGUGGUUCUCUGGCAAAUUUCCCGUUUCGUGUUGGCCAAGCUGUCUGGUGCUACUGGAAAACCGCGAAUGAAAAGGAAAAGGCUUAUUUUGAAGCCCACGUUACUGAGGUGUGGGACAACACUGCAGAAGUGUCAGAGAUAUCAUCGACCGAGGUGGACGAAAUAAGUUCAGACGAAUUCGUCGAGAAUAACGACAUUGAAGGUGAGGGAGAAAUUUCGCACUUCCUAUGGGUUAGUUCGGCGCUCAAAAACGUACCGUAGUAAACUUACUUACGAAAUUUAAGUCUGAAAUACGUGCUCAGCCCCGUUCAAAAAGUGGGAACAAUUGUGCGGUCAGUACCCGAUUUUUCUGCCGUGUACGACCUUUCAGUGCUUAAACAGUAGAACUUCAAAAGAGAGGAUAAGGAAAUUAAGCAAACCAUGGUUUUACUGGGGAAGAAUCUGAAUCUUCGUAUAUGUAUAUUCUCUGUUUUUUCUCAGGCAAGAGCUGCUAACGACAAGCUAAUAAGGAAAAGGCAGAAGAAGAAAAAGCCAGAAAGGAAGAUAAUGAGCAACAGACCAAAGAGUUGCUGGAAAUCUCAGAUGAAAACAUGGUAUGGAAAUUUCUUAGCAUAAUGAAUACAUUGUAAGAUCUUACAACAGCUUAUAAAAGUUCGUUAUUAUUAUUAUUAUUAUUAUUACUUGAUCAGUUUGGACUAAUUCCUUCUACAUCUGCAGGAUAUGGUCUUUGACUUUAUGCAGCAAUUCGUGUCUCGCUUGGACCGCCUUGAAAGGAUGA